Messenger RNA from Anopheles stephensi (Asian malaria mosquito), 3538 nucleotides. RefSeq lists its product as uncharacterized. The transcript has 5 exons. Lineage: Eukaryota; Metazoa; Arthropoda; Insecta; Diptera; Culicidae. The record is from RefSeq and is a predicted model, not a curated record. The coding region runs from base 792 to 3317 and encodes 841 amino acids.
AGUGCGGUCCAUUAUUUCGCGAUCAUUUCUUCAAAAACCUUGGUGGUACUAACACGUUCCACUGUGGUGUAGCACAGUUUCUCAUCGUGCUGGUUGGUUGAAGGUGUUAAAGUAGUUAUGUUUUGAGGAAAGAGAGAGAAAGAGAGAGGGAGCGACAGAAAAAGAUUAGUGGUCUUUCGGGAAGAAAUGAAUCUCCAUUGUUACGUAGCGUGAACAUAGCCGGAAAGGAAGCAACAGUCGGGAAAUUGAACGCAAACAAAAAGCAAACAAACGUCACGCAAACAAAGCAUAAGUUUGUUUUUGAGGUGCAAAGUGUGUGGACGAAGUCACCAAAGUGUAGACGGUCCGGUCCGUCCGGGUGCUCAGUGUUUGCCAGUGAGAAGAAAGUUAAACGCUUAUGUGUGAUCAGUAGUAGCAGACCACCAACUUGAAGUACAAACAAUCAAAGUUGUUGAAAUAAUUUGUUGUGGACUUUUUUUAAGUUCUUUCACAUUGUGCUAUAAAAUGUGUGCUCCAGUGAGAUAGUACAUUUUAUUACCAGUGUUAUGGUGUUAUAUCUUAUUCACAGCGAUUCGUUGCUUUUAUUAGUAAAUUCUACUUUGGAACAGCAUCCGUGACCGAAUGGUCAUUAAAUCGUUGUGACUUUUGUGGCAUUCAUUUAAUGAAGCAGUGAAUCAAAGCAUUAAAAUUGUUUUUAGACCGUGUAUACCCGAAAAUACUGACUGUUUAUAAUAUUAUGUAUUGAUGUGAGCUGAUGUGUUAGUUAAAGUUUGGUUUUUGAAUAAUACAGAAUGCUGGUGCCACUAGCAUUGCUCUUAACAUUCAUCUUGCGGAUAGAGAUCCAUGCGGAGAGUGCCGACACCAACAGACACAAUCAAAAUGAUUUAAAUCCGCUAUGGCAACAUCAACCUGAAGCAUCGAUUCUGCCAACGAUUGUGCCCGGAGAACAGGUCUAUCCUCAUGGAGUGGUCCGGUAUCAGCACAUGAUCAACAACUCACCGAACAGCAAUUAUUUUGUGUACUACACAGACAACAUUGCUGAUCAACAAAGACCGCAGUAUUUGCAAGGGUACAGUAUCCAAAACAAUGAUGCUUCGCCAGGAAUGGUUGCGUACAGCUCAAACUCCGUUCCUAUCCAACUAGUUACGUUAGUUCAACCGGCAAUAGGAAACCAGGAAGUGCCGAACGUUACCGACAGUACACUUAUGGACGAGUCUGGAAUUAAAAAGCUCGUUUCAAGCACUCAGAAUUUAGUGAGCAAUGAAGAUGUGGUGGACAUUAACAAUGCAGAAGAAGGUAUCACGGAGCGUGCGCAAAACGUAACCGAAGCACACUCCACAGCAGACGAUAGUGUGCCAAGCGAAAGCCAACAGUCGGAGAAGGCUGAAAGCUUUGAUCAACCCAUCGUUGUCAGUGAUAGUGAUGCGGCCGAGUCGAGCGGUAUCCAGCACCGCCAGCCGAACGACAGAUCAUCACACGCUAAGCAAAUCAAUGUAGAAAUUCUAGGCGAAUCGGAAGAUCACAACAAUGGGCAAUACUUGAAGGAAACCACCAUUUUAGCAACCAAACCGGCCGAACCGUGUGAUGAGAGCGAUAAGGCAGAAGGGAUUCUGAUAACCAAGCAGGAAGUUACUACCUUUAAUCCAGUGACAGUGACAGGCCUUCGUGGAUCAACUGCGGGACGAUUGAGCAACCGAUACAAGAGCUCGCAGACGACAGCAAAUCCAAAUAUAAUAAUUUCAACAACCCCGAAAAGUGCUCCUACCGUCGUUACGGUAGCACCCAAACCGGUGUCCUCUCGGUACUUGGCUCCGAUUCAGGCUGGCCUACGUUUGUCGAACACAGAAAAAGCUCGGGCCGAAGACUGCCGAGACGAUGGUGCUCAGUUGAAGAAGGAGCAAACGGUCGUCGAAGUGCAGAAAAGUGUCAAUAUCAAAAACAUACUGAUUAACCAGGAGACCCCAAAUUUCCGCCAGUUUGGUAGCAGAACGAAGAUCAUCAAGCAGCCUGUGUACGUUGAGAAGCCCGUCGAUCAUAUCGUGACGCAACCGGUGUUUAUCGAAAAACCUGUCGACAGGAUCGUAAAGCAGCCCGUGUACGUGGAAAAGAAGGUACAGCAGAUCGUAAAACAACCCGUAUACAUCGAAAAACCCGUGCCUGUACCGGUCGAUAGGAUUGUGGAGAAGCCGGUAUAUCACACACGCUACGUUGACCGACCGAUCCCGAUCGAGCAUCAGGUUCACGUACCAGUGGAGAAGAUAGUCGAAAAACCGAUCCCGGUAGAGAAAAUAGUGACGCAGCAAGUAAAGGUGCCCUACCCGGUGGCACACAUCAUCGAUCGGCCGGUAGCUGUAGAAAAGAUUGUGGAAAAGCCUGUAACGGUCGAAGUGGCGCGCUACAUCGAUCGUCCCUAUCCGGUAGAGAAGAUCGUUGACCGUCCAGUACCGGUAGAGGUGCCGGUAGAGAAAAUCGUCGAAAAGGUUGUUGAUCGCCCGGUGGAGGUAGAGCGUGUCGUUGAAAAACACAUCCAGGUCCCGGUACCGGUAACGGUGGAAAAGGUUGUGGAAAAGAUAGUCGAUCGUCCCGUGCCUUAUCCGGUUGAGAAAAUUAUUGAUCGCCCGUAUCCAGUAGAAAAGAUUGUGGAAAAAAUUGUUGACCGGCCAUAUCCAGUGCAGGUGCCGGUGCAAGUGCCGGUCCAUUACCCGGUAGAGGUCCCCGUCGGUAUCCCGAUACCCUACCCGGUGGAGAAGUAUGUUCCGCUCCCGAUUCACGAACCGAAACCAACACAUUCCAUUAUAAAAACGGUGCACCAUGAACAUUUCGACAUUGGCAAGUUCCUGGCACAGAAGAAGAAACAUUUCGUAGACCAUUUCUUCCCCAAGUCACACCAUCCUUCGAAAGUGAUCGUAGAAUCUCCGGGAAAGUAUGUUUUUCAGCCAAAUUUUAGAUAUCCCAAAAAUGAUCUGCAUUACGGAGCAUCAGCAUCGAUCCCGGUAAUUGUGGAUGCUAAUCAUCUGAAUGUACAACCACACUUUUUGCACGAAAAACACAACUCCGGUUUAGGAGCAGUUUUUAAUGGUGAUGCUUACGCAGGCAACUUCGGCUACAUUCACCACGAACCGGUGGUGAAGGAUGAUUACGUGGGGCCUACACCGUUGCUGGACGACCAUUGGGCAGCUAAGAGCGAUGUGAAGUUUAGACGAAGCCCUAGCUAUGGCAAGAGUCUACGCAUCGAAUACGGAGGAUUUAAGCCUCCAUUAGUGCCAUCGGUGGAAAUAGACGAACACGGCGUUCCCUUGUCAAAGACGAACAACUGAGUUCUGUAAGAAUCGUCUGAAUAGGUUUUGGUUAGCAAAUUACGGCAGUAGUUUAAACUUUUAAACGUGUUAACUAUCUGUUUGUUUUACUUAGCUGCGAGCAGUUGUGUGUUUUCUAUUUAUUGUUUUCGAUUAAGCCAAUAAACGUUGUUCAGUGCGCUAGAUACAAAUAUGUUGGAAAUAUGUAAUAAAAUGCGUUUUUCGUAGAGGUUUAUACAUUA